AUGGCGGUCACCGAAUCCCCGGCCGGGGAGAUCCAAUGACAGUCCGAGACAAGAGAAGACGCAUUUUGUGGCCCUGGUCAUCGCUGGUGGACGUCAGCGUCGUCAACGGUAACUAGAUGAAGUUCAAUACGCACCAAGUCUUGCUUCCAUAGCCUUCGUCCCCGAACACUCACUUCGAUGGGUCCUGAAAGAGAACAAAACCAUAUACUAUACUGCGGCCGUGCAGGGCGAUCCAUGACAUGCAGCUCCUGCCCGAGACGGUUACCGAAUCCCCGGCCGGGGGGAUCCAACGACAGUCCGGAACAAGAGAAGACACAUUUCAUGGUCCUACUCAUGGCGUCGGUAUCGUCACAGUUGAUCAAAUGGGCGAGAGACGCACCAGUCCGAUUGAAAAUCCACCCAACACCUCCGCGCUAAAGAAUGGAAAAAGAUACUAUACCAUAAGCAGUCGAGGCGAAACUUGGACGACUCUUGCCAGCGACCGUUACGGAACCCGAGGCCGGGGAUAUUGAUCGACAGUCCGAGAGAAAAGAAGACGCAUUCCGCCGCCCUGCCCAUCGUCGUCAGUAUCCCGGUCCGUCAGCAGUUCUUAGUAACAUAGAGAGCGCACCAGGACAUUCUUGCUGUGAUUGAAUGAUGGCACGAACACACUGACGACCCAUCGUCGAACAGAGCCGGUUUGGAUGGGCUUGACGCGGAUU
Messenger RNA from Heterobasidion irregulare TC 32-1, 701 nucleotides. RefSeq lists its product as uncharacterized. The transcript has 2 exons. The record is from RefSeq and is a predicted model, not a curated record. Lineage: Eukaryota; Fungi; Basidiomycota; Agaricomycetes; Russulales; Bondarzewiaceae. Bases 240 to 512 code for a protein of 90 amino acids.